CGUCUGUUGUCCAUCGGUAGCCAUAUUGAAUGAUGAAUCUUGUUUUGAACGAAAGGUCGGAAAGUGCUAAAGUAUUUUCUCAAAAAUAACAUGGUUAAACUCAAAGACAAGAAAAAUAAGGUCCACUUUCCCACGGAUUAAAUCUGGAUUUUUCAUUAAAUAUUGAGUAAGAUGUGAUCAAUAAAUUGCAAAACAGUGUUACUGUAUAACAUAACAGUCAAGAAAAUGGCCAAGGAAGGUGGUAACAGUGGCGAACAUGCCAACCAAACCUAUACCAAGUGGCUUUUGGAUGCAAUUCAUAAAGUCAAAAGCCAAAAGCAAAGACCAAAUGAUGAACGCAUUUGCAAUGCUGUUCGUCAAAUUCACAAAGUUAGCAAAGAUUCACUUUUGGAGCAACUUGAACUUGCUGUGCAAGAUGGAAGAAUAUUGAAGGUUAUGAAUAAAGGAAUUUGUUCGUAUAGAGAUCCUGAUAUACGGCCACCACCGAAACCGUUAAAAGUGAGUCGUACAUCAGAUUUGACAAAGUUUGUUGUAAGAGCUGUAAAAAAUGGUGAUUUAGAGCAUGGAAUGACUGUCAAACAAAUUGAGAAGUAUGUGCAGGACUUGUACUCUGUGGAAACGCAAGAGUCCAGCUUUACAGAAAGUUUGAAAUCAACAAUAAGAAAGGGUAUAGUACAUGGUAUGUUUGAAAAAGAUGGCAAAUUUAUAAAACUGAAGGAGAAAACAAUUGCUGGCAGUGGACAAAAAGUUGAUGAUGAUAAUUGUGAAUAUUCAUUUUGCUUCGAAGAAGAAAAUAAGGAGGUUUGUCGGCCAUGUCCUGUGUGCAGCUUUUGUCUUGGUGAUGAGAAAAAGAACAGAGAUGGGGACCCUGAAGAGCUUCUCUCAUGUGUUGACUGUGGCAACAGCGGUCAUCCUUCAUGCCUGAAGUUUUCAGCAGAACUCACAAAAAAUGUCAAGAAGACUCGGUGGCAGUGCAUUGAGUGCAAGACCUGUUUCUUCUGUCGGAAAGCUGGAAGAGAGGACAACAUGCUGUUCUGUGAUUCCUGUGAUAGAGGCUUUCAUAUGGACUGCUGUGAUCCUCCAGUGAUAAAAGCACCAAAAGGCCAGUGGGUGUGUAACAUCUGUGAUCCUGAUCGAGGCAGUAAAAAAGGACGGAAAUACCUUGAACUUGCUGAAAAAUUCAAGAAAGGGCUAACCAAGUCUCCAAAAACACCAGAUAGUGCAAAGGCUUUAAAACUUAAAGAAAGCUGUCCAACCCCUGGUUGUGAUGGGUUAGGAAAUAUCAACGGCCGGUCCAAACACCACAGAAAGCAGUACCAGUGCCCUAGAAUUCCACCAAACCACAGGAUACCAAAGAAACUAGGGCGCAAGAGGCUUGGCAGUGACCUUGAUAGCAGCUCUGGUAAACUAGUGGUCCAAGCAAAACUGCAUUCUCGGGUUCCUGCCCAGGAAUCCAGUUCUAGUGAUAGUGAAAAUGAAAGCACCUUUGAAUCACUUGCAGCACUAAGUAAACCUAAAGGUUUAGUGGACGGUCUGUCUAAAUUUUUUACACCUUCUGAUAAACGUAAGUCUCGUGUUUCACUAAGCUCCAGUGCCACCCUAGUCCAGAUAAAAAGCUCUAAGCCCACCAGUUUGAUGACACAGACUAAGUCUCAAAGUCAGUCAUGUAAGGCAGCAAGUAAAUUAAUCAGGAAAUCCAAACUAUACAAUGUCCAUAGAAAGAGGCGAAAGUUAAUUGAGCCACCAGGAACAGGGCAACUUAAAGGACUUUUUGAUGGUCUUUCACACAUAUUCACAGCACAAGGGGAAAGAAAACGUUCUAUGGCUGUGUAUAGUAACUUUCAAAAACGUAAAAAACUGAUGGCAGAUUGUGAUAAUUUGAUUUCUCAAUCAAAAUGUGAUAAUUCUUUUUCUGGAAGUGAUGUUAAGGACACUUUAACCAGUAGGCACUCUGUGAUUGAUGGCAAAAUAGCCAAUGCUGACUUGUUAACUCGAGGUCGAUGGUGUGGCAGGGGGAGGGGGCGGAGUUCUGGGUUUGCCAGUGCAUCUCCUCACUCACGGUUCAGACUGCCAUAUCGUGAUGACUUGAUGCUUGACAGCUAUCAGUCGGACCAGUACUCUUCAACAAGCUGCGACACUGGCUCCCCCACACGCAGCGUCUCCAGUGACUUGGGCAUGGGGCGGGGCAAGAAGGACUCUGAGGAUGGUGGUGUAUGUGAGAGCAUGCUGCCCCCAGGGGUGGAGCAGGAGGAUGUGGACCUAUUUAACCAAGCCCAGACUCGAGCAAUAGAAACACUCAACCAGCUGUCUGCUGGUUUCCAGGAGUUGGCUGAGCAGCAGGCACGAAGGGAUGGCAAACCAACAUCUUCACACUCCCAGCCCUGCCAGGAGGAAAUCAAGACAGACCCAGUGAGCCCUGUCCCUGGCCCCACCCCUGUAGGGUCAGCUGCAACACCAGGGCCAGGGUCUACCACACCCCUCAAAUCCUCCCAGUCCAGUGUGGGCACCAGUCAGCCUCCCCCAACCCCCAGUACCUCCACAUCAACAGCAGGUCAGCUGCCCUCCCAGGGAAGAUACCCACCAUGUAUAGAGUUUGGAAAAUACGAGAUAAACACCUGGUACUCCUCACCAUACCCACAAGAAUAUGCCAGGUUGUCAAAGUUAUACAUCUGUGAAUAUUGCUUGAAGUACAUGAAAAGCAGGAGCGUUCUUCAAAGGCAUAUGAAUAAGUGUGGUCUGCAGCACCCGCCAGCCAAUGAGAUCUACCGGCACAAUAACCUGUCAGUGUUUGAGGUGGACGGCAAUGUGAGCAAGAUCUACUGUCAGAACCUGUGUCUACUGGCUAAACUGUUCCUUGAUCACAAAACACUCUACUAUGACGUUGAACCCUUCCUCUUUUAUGCUAUCACACAGAAUGAUGAGGAGGGUUGCCAUCUGGUCGGGUACUUUUCAAAGGAGAAACACUGUCAACAGAAGUACAAUGUUUCCUGCAUCAUGACUAUGCCCCAAUACCAAAGAAAAGGCUAUGGCCGGUUUCUCAUCGACUUCAGCUACCUGUUGUCUCGGCGUGAGGGUCAGACAGGCUCCCCAGAGAAGCCCCUGUCCGACCUAGGCCGAGUCAGCUACCAGGCAUAUUGGCGCAGUGUCAUCCUGGAGUACAUUGCAAACUGCCCGGCUGAGACAUCCAUCACCAUCAAAGGAAUAAGCCGGCAGACAGGAAUGUGUCCUCAAGACAUCACUCAGACGCUACACCUCCUAGCCAUGAUCAAAUGCCGCAAUGAAAAGGUUGUGGUGAUGGUGAACCGGCCAUUAGUGGAUGAUCACAUGGAGAGGCUGCAGUCUGGCCGCUCCCGGAGGUUGGACCUAAACCCAGACGCUCUCAAAUGGACCCCGCUUAUCUCCAGCCAAAGUCUUGCAGAGGAAGAGAAAAACACGGAAAAUGAGGUCAGUAAUCAUCUGAGGAAGAUGUCAAAACUUGUAAGCAGCAUGUCUCAUGAGUUUGGGAGCAGCCCGAUCAAGAGUGACCUGGAUGGCUCGUAUCUGAGCCCUAUCAAAGAGGUUGUGGAGGUCACAGACAGCACCCCUGUUAAAACACCUCCCUCUCCCAAAGACAAACUCCAGGUGCGUAAGAAAAGGGGACGGAAGAGGCGAUUGCAGAACAACCAUGUGGGACCAGAAGAUAAGAGGACUAAAUAUGACUCUGAUGCCGAAGAUGAAGAUUCUGGUGAUGAUGAGAGCAUGGACACCAGGAAUGCAUCCUUCCUGACGAGUCGCUCUAUGGCUGACUCCGAUCUAUCCAUGAACAAUCCCCUCCUGUCCCCCAUUGUUGAAAAACCUCGUAGUCGAGGAUGGCCUAAAGGUGUGCCAAGAAAAAGGAAGGAUGAAUCACCGGCUUCUCACAUAAAAGAUAAACUUCCUAAAGCACGGGGUCGUGGACGAGGUCGAGGGCGCAGACCAGGCCGCCCACCACGUAUAGCAGCUGAUAGUGGCCUAGAUAAGCCAGUCCUGUCCAGCUUGGAUGAACUAGGAACCGAAAAGGAUGAAAAUGAAACAAACGAAUUACAUACUGACAACUCCCGCUACAGAGAUAGACAGCUUCCCAAUGGCGAGUUGAACUUAUCCAGUGCAUCUUCAAGUAGUGAUAGUGAAAGUGAAGCUGAUAGUAAAUCUAAUAGAAACACAUUGUCUCCUGCAAUUCGUCAAAGAAGUAAUGCUAAAAAUGGUGCAAGAAACACUGGAUCAGAAGAUCAAAACAUAGGUUCAGAAAUUCUGAACCAUAAAUCACCAGUGAAAGGUGAUCAAAAAGUGACCCAAAAAUCCUUGAGUCCGUCAAGUACUGAAGGUGUGCGGGAUAACUGUACUCCAGAAGUGCCAGCUCAUGUUCCUAGUCCAUUACCUGUGCUACCAGAGUCAGGUUCUGAGUGUGUGUCAGACUCCAUUAGUGAUGAUGUGCCUUCACUCACUCCACAAGUUCCUACCCCUCACAGUAUUGACAGUUAUGAUGGACCUGUGGAUAAGGGCCUUGAGGAAGUUCCACCUAAAAGUCCACAGACAUCUGUAAAUAACCAGUCUCAUAGCGCAAACACUGAACAAACAAAUGGUAAUACCUCUAAUACAGAUACUCUAUUAAGUAGUGGGCAGCAGCAUAAAGACCAAACUCUUGUUCCAUGUGAUACUUCUAAUAGUGCAAAAUUAAAUGAGAGUGUUUCUUCAGAGACUGAAGAAUUGAUCGCAGACUCAAGUGCUUUAGCGAGUAGUAGCAUUGUUGAACAAAUGGCAAAUGAAGACUUAGAAAAUGAAAUGGAUGAUUGUGAUGAAAUUGACAAUAAUUCAAUGGGUGAUAUUCCUAGUGAUGACAAUUUACAAGACUUUGACAGUGAUACCUCCACUCAAGAAGCUUUACGGGCCACUGAAAACCUUGAACAAGUUAUAGCAGCAGAAUUAAAUAGCAGUCUUGAACAACCCGAUGAAACUCAGAAUGCAGCAUCUGCUCUGACCAGUGAUACUUUAGUCCAGAGGGAGGAGUCAAUGCACAUAGACAAUAUGGUUAAUGUGGCCAGUGUAGGAAGUGUACAUAGCAUCCAUAGUGUGAAUGUUCCCAGUGUGGAGCAGCCGGUCCCCCAGACAGAACAUCCUCUGCCCAGCCCCAGGCACCCCCACCCAAGCCCUCACAACAUGGUGAGCCCCCACCAUCCAAGCCCCCACCAGCCAGGACCAAGUCCUCACUUGCCCAGUCCACAUCACACCAUGAGUCCACAUCAUACCCUGAGUCCACACCACAAUGUCAGUCCACAGUGCAAUCAGAUGACUAACCAGAUGUUCUCACCUAACCAGCAAAUGAACAAUAUGAACAAUACAGGAAUGCCUAGUAAUAGGUAUGGUAGUGAUAUUGAUGUUAACCAGUUAUCUGGACUUGAAUCUCCAACAUCAAUGAGCAGUACUGAGCUGCAAAACACAUCCGGUGAUAACAGUCUGCAGCAGCAUAGGCAGCAGCAGCCACCACCACCACCACAACAGAUGGGACCUUUAAACCCUGUUCUAACAGACUGUGCACAACAACAGCAGCAGCAGCAACAGCAAAACGCACAACAACCUCAGUUGUUUAACAGCAAUCAAUUCUUAAACAAUUCAAUGCCGAUCUCAUAUAGUGGAACUUCUUAUAUGGAUACAGUUAAUUCAGCCAUGUUAUCUAAUACUGCAUAUAUGCCCAUUGUAUCAAGUGCAUCAAUGAACUUCAUGACACCGAACAAUUUCUCUCAAGUGUUGCUGCAGCCAACUCAACCACAGCAGACCCAAAGACUUUCACACAACAACACACCAUGUCCAACCAAUGUGCGACAGGCCAAUCCAGGAUUUGAAAAUCGCCAGAAUAGCUGCAGCUUGGCCAAACUUCAGCAGAUGGCUAACGGUAUGAUGGAGAUGAUGCCCGGGGAGAACCAGCAGAUGACACCGCCCCCUCUCACCCCACCCCCCAGUGUGAGCAGCAUGUCCACCCCUACCUCAAUGAUGAGGGCCAUGCAGACACCCAACGCUGUCCAGCAGUCCAUGCAGCAGCAACAGCAGCAAUUCAAUAGACAAUACCAGCGACCUAACAAAUCCAGCUCUUCAAAACAGAAAAGUGCUAAUGUGACUGUUGGACAGAACUUGUCUUUCUCUCCAAAUGUUGCUAUUCAACCAAAUACGAACAUGAUACCAAGAUAUGACAUCAUGAACAGUUAUCGUAUGCAACAGCCUAUGCUAAACACGGGCUACAUCACAGCAAAUCCAGGUUUUAUUAACCCAUUAAGGCAACCCAACUUGCCCAUGCAAGUGAGUCUCAAUAUGAACAUGAAUGCUAUCAACCCACUUCCAAUGAACCCAAUGAAUAUGAACCCCCAGCAACACUUUCAGCAGCACAUGCAGGCGCCUCAGUCCAACAAUAUGUACACCACAUACGGAUAUAUUAAUGGUGGUCUUCAGAAUACAUUAAACAUGAAUAUGAAUAUGAGGCGUUAAGACUUGUCAGCUAGUGAAAGUGCUCAUUAAUUAAAACACAUGUAGAAUUUUUGUACUUCAUUAAUCCUCUUCAGGGUACUCGAACAUCACUUAUAAAUUUAGUUGUCAAUUUCAAGUAACUGUUGUAUUUUAUAAGACGAGUUGUUCAACUUAUGCAACAUAUUAUGUACUAGAACUACUUCUGUAUAAUUUGUGGGCUGGUCUCAGAUUUUUUAAUCAUAAUACAUUAACUGUUGUUCUUCAUACUUAUCAUUCCAUCAUCCCUUCAUUUUUGCUAAAUCCCAUGUUUUGUGAAAAAAUGAGGCAUUUAUAUUAGUUUUAAGAAAAAUGAAAUUUCAUAUAUGUAACAUGUUUUUAAUAGCAACUCUUUUAUUUUUUUAUUUUUCAUCUGUGUUUUCUACUUGAUGACUAGUUAAAUGGCAUAUGUCUUAGUUGCUACUGGGAGUUAACACGUUGAACUAAUGUGCUAAGUGUUCUAGUCCUGUAAGCCUGUCUUUGGUAUAGCUGUCUGACAUGGUUUACCUUGCCUAUUUGCCAUAAGUAUUACAGUCAGCAGUAACGGUUGCCUUCUGUAUAUUUUGUGUGUAUAUUUUUGCUCGACCAGCAUCAAAUGAUGUAGUCUUAAUGGUGUUGAUUGCACUCAUUCCAUGCAAGCUUUCUUUAGAACUAGGAGUGCAUCUUAAGAGAUUAUGAUCAUUUCAUAUAUUCUAAGGUUGUUCAUUUAAUGUUUGUGAUAGAUUAUUAAAAUUAUUUCUUGUGUUUUUAUGGUUUAUUUAUUUUAUGAAAUUAGGAUGUGUUGUACAGAAUAUAUUUUGUUGCCCACAUUCAGGUUAAAGUCAUUGGGUUAUUUAAAUGUCUUGAUGGUAUGCAGAAUCUCUCUGUCAGAUCUUUUUGAUACUUACAAAGUAUAUAUUUUGAGAAGGUAAAAUGUCAUCAUAUUUGAUCAUGCCUCAUUUUAGUCAUCAUCACUUACUAUUUUGUCUUAUUUGUACAUACUGAACUCCAAUUGUGGAUUGUGCAUUUACUAUUUAAUUAAAGAACAAUUUGUUGAAUUUUA
Messenger RNA from Mya arenaria, 7552 nucleotides. Its product is annotated as histone acetyltransferase KAT6B-like. Gene Ontology annotation, cellular component: MOZ/MORF histone acetyltransferase complex; nucleus; nucleosome. Gene Ontology annotation, molecular function: histone acetyltransferase activity; zinc ion binding; DNA binding. NCBI's taxonomy places the organism in Eukaryota, Metazoa, Mollusca, Bivalvia, Myida, Myidae. Gene Ontology annotation, biological process: regulation of DNA-templated transcription; nucleosome assembly. The coding region runs from base 226 to 6495 and encodes 2089 amino acids. The record is from RefSeq and is a predicted model, not a curated record. The transcript has 20 exons.